AGCAAAUAACAAAGGCAUACUCGCUCCAUAUUAAGAAUUUGAACUACUGAAAUGGAAACUGAAUUUGUCUCCGCUGCCAAUACCUAAAUACACAACAAUGAAGAACAGAAAAGGCUAGCAGCCAAAUCAACCAACCAACUCUCACUACUUUCCAGUAAGAAUCUGAAACUCAUGGCUACUUUCAUUACACUAUAAAAAGAAUCUAAAGGCAAUCUCUUUCUUUGUCAAUGACAACAAUGGCUGCAACUUCAACUCUGCUAUCACAGCCUUCUCUAAUUCAAUCAAAAUCCUUUAUUUCUUUCAAAACCCAGCAAAACCCUUCCCUAUGUCUCUCGAAUACACUAUCUCUUCCAUCAAAAUCGAGUUAUGUGGGCAAGAAGGAACAUAGGAUUGUUGCAAAAUGGCCGAUGGCUGUUAAACAAUCUAUCCUUUCGUCCUCUAUUGGUCCUAAUAGUAGGGAGAUGAAAAAUCCCAUAAUUGUCAUUGACAAUUAUGAUAGCUUUACUUAUAAUCUUUGUCAGUACAUGGGAGAGCUGGGAUGCUAUUUUGAGGUUUAUCGGAAUGAUGAGUUAACUGUGGAGGAGUUAAAAAGGAAAAAUCCAAGAGGGGUGCUUAUAUCCCCAGGACCAGGUGAGCCACGAGAUUCUGGAAUAUCUUUAGAGACUGUUUUGGAGCUUGGGCCUCUAGUGCCUUUGUUCGGUGUGUGUAUGGGAUUGCAGUGUAUUGGAGAAGCUUUUGGAGGAAAGAUUGUCCGUUCUCCUUAUGGUGUCAUGCAUGGGAAAAGUUCGCCCGUAUAUUAUGAUGAGAAAGGGGAAGAUGGCUUAUUCUCUGGGUUAUCAAACCCUUUCACUGCUGGGAGAUAUCACAGCCUUGUGAUUGAAAAUGAUAGUUUCCCAACUGAAGAACUUGAGAUUACAGCAUGGACAGAAGAUGGACUGAUAAUGGCUGCUCGUCAUAAAAAGUAUAAGCAUCUACAGGGGGUUCAGUUCCAUCCAGAAAGCAUAAUAACAUCAGAGGGCAAGACUAUAGUGCAGAAUUUCAUCAAACUGGUGGAGAGAAAAGAGGCCGAGUCUCAGAAUUAGUAAGCACAUCAUGUCAUACUAAAAGGAAAGAUAGAGGGAAGAAGCGGUAGCGUUUUAACUGGUACUUAUCUUUCUUGACCAGUUUUAGAAGCUUGUAAAGCUUUUACAUUUGUAAAAUGUACAUGCAAGGAAAUUGCUCCUUAGCCAAUUUCUGUGUUGCUUCAGUUAUCCAGUCUAAAAUGUUCUCAUUUUAUGUGUCA
This is a messenger RNA of Ricinus communis (castor bean), 1282 nucleotides long. RefSeq names its product anthranilate synthase beta subunit 1, chloroplastic. NCBI's taxonomy places the organism in Eukaryota, Viridiplantae, Streptophyta, Magnoliopsida, Malpighiales, Euphorbiaceae. The record is from RefSeq and is a predicted model, not a curated record. Gene Ontology annotation, biological process: L-tryptophan biosynthetic process. Gene Ontology annotation, cellular component: cytosol. Bases 228 to 1082 code for a protein of 284 amino acids. The transcript has 8 exons.